GGCAAUAAUAUUGACAAAAACAUAAUCUAGUUAAUGGGUAUAAUCCUUUACAUCUUUACUCCCACAGCCUUACUUCUGGCGCAAUCCAUACUUGUUCAAUCUUAGGGCCAUCCAAAAUUGAACGACCUUGGAUUUCUCUUGGGACAAGCAACAACUUUACCGGAAUUUACGGCUGUCCCAUUUCUGUUUUAGUUGUGUCUAUCUCAUACCCAUGCCCGAGCAUAGUAUACGUCGCAACGGGCUCACGCAGCUCUCUAGCCCCGCAAAUGGAUUAUGCGAAGUCAACAUUAUUCUUGUACACGGGUUAAGGGGUCAUCCACAAACGACUUGGGAAGAUAACUCGACUAGAAGAAGCGAACACGUUGUGCCUACAAUAUGGCAAAGGCUCGGAAAACGAAAGCGAACUUCACGCCCGAACUCGACACAUAAUACAGACGACGAUGGCGAAGAGGGUGAAGAAGAUGAAAGCGAAACCCGUGGGAGCUCAUCAAUGCAACACAAUGUAUUCUGGCCACGAGACUAUCUUGUUGAGGAUUUCCCCAAAGCGAGAGUAUGGACAUAUGGAUACAAUGCCAAUGUCAUAAAUGGGAUGUUCCAAGCGAAUAACCAGAACAGCAUAUCGCAACACGGCAGAGAUUUCACUGUUCGGACUGAGCGCAUUUUAAAGGGCAAGGGAUUCAACGAGCCGAUCAUAUUCAUUGCCCACAGCCUCGGCGGAAUCAUCGUGAAAGAUGCAAUAUGCAGAUCAAAUUUCUGCUCUUCACGGACAAAGCUGAUUAUUUUCCUUGGGACGCCUCACAGAGGUAGUUCGAUGGCAGGAUGGGGAUCUAUCGCAUCGAACUUAGCCGCAUUUGCCCUGCAAGACUUUAACAAGCCAAUCGUCAGGAACCUACAAGUUAAUAGCGAAGUCCUCGACAAUAUUCACGCCCAGUUCAUAAACAGGGUUGGCGAAAAGGGUAUUAUGAUUCACUCAUUCCAGGAAGCAAGAGGCAUAACAGGCGUGAAAGGACUUGAGGGCAAGGUGGUAGACGAUUUUUCUUCCAAAGUCGGCUUACCGGAAAUGCAAGAAACAGUUGAGACAAUUGAUGCAGACCAUAUGCAGAUGGCAAGGUGCAGCAACAGGACGGACCAACAGUAUGAGAGUAUAUCCGGGGUUAUCCAACUAUUCAUCGCCGAGGGGUUUCAAAGGAGUGUCCCUCCAAGUAUCGCUAGCAAACCCCUUUUUCAUGUUCCGCACCUUAGAAAUGAACAUUUUGGCGGUCGAGACCAAAUUCUAAAAGAGAUCGAAAACCACUUUUUCGUCAAGAAACGCAGGAGAUUAGCAGUUUUUGGCCUAGGGGGUGCCGGGAAAACCCAAGUGGCCCUAGAGUUUGCGUACCGGUUGCGAGACCGCGAGCCUGAGUAUUCUGUCUUCUGGGUGCUAGCACAGAGUCAAGCAACUUUUGAGCAAUCAUAUGCGGGCUUGGCUAAGUUGCUUCGGAUAUCCGGCGAAGGGGACCAGAAAAUGCUGGUAAAGCAACAUCUCAGCUCCGAGAAUGCCGGGAAGUGGCUUCUGAUCGUUGAUAAUGCGGACGAUCACGAAGCAACAUUUGAAUCGAACGAUUCAACUGGUAUGAUCAAAUACCUACCUCAAAACAGCCGUGGCUUAACCCUCUUCACUACGCGGUUAAAAGAAGUAGCCGUGGACGUAGCGAUAAACAAUAUGGUCGAGCUCGGAGGAAUGAAUCCCGAAGAGGCAACAAAUCUCUUCAAAACACAUAGCAUAAAUCAUCCCGACCAAAACGAAACGAUAAUCGAGGAACUGGUUAAGGAACUUACGUAUCUUCCCCUUGCCAUCGUACAGGCCGCUUCAUAUAUGAACAAGAAUACGAUGUCAGUCGAGAAGUACCUUGGCCUAUUACAGGGUGAAGAGAGCAACGCUAUUAAGCUAAUGGAACGAGAUUUCUAUGAUAAUACUCUGGAUAUGACCAAGGCGGUUCUGAAGACGUGGACUGUGUCUUUUGAACAAAUUCGAAAGUGCGAUCGCAUCGCAGCAGAGAUGUUCUCGUAUAUGGCUUGCCUCGAUCCAAAAGCUAUCCCACAAUCGCUUUUACCUGCCCAGCAGUUGGAGGUGGACUUCGAACAUGCGAUUGGUACACUUCUAGGAUACGCAUUUAUAACUCGACGAGAGGAUGGUUCUAUGUUUGAUAUGCACAGGCUGGUACAUAUAGCGAUACGAGCAUGGCUGCAGGACCACGGCCUAAAACGGAUAAGAACCGACGCGAUUACCUAUCUUUCGUCGGUUCCGUUAUUUGGAUGCUGCCGAUGCCGAAUAGCACAUAAAGUAUGGAGAGAAUAUAUAUCACAUGCUUUACGCUUGCUUGAAGAAAGUAGAGAUUGCCAAAUGAGGGAGAUAUAUGAAUUAUCUUGCAACGUUGGAGCGUAUCUCGAACACAUCAGACGAUUUAGAGAAGCAAUCAAAGUAUUAAGCAAAGCCGUUGCGUGGAGAAAAGAGCACAACUUUCAAGACGAUAUCCUACAGUACCCAUUAGAGUACUAUUUGGCAAAUGCAUAUUCUCAAAUAGGACAGCAUCAGCGCGCGAUUGAGUUAUUGGAACCCAUGGUGGUCGUUGAAGAUGAGAGCCCCAUUCAAGUGGCAAUGCAAUUCACGUUGGCAGGCGCAUACAUUAACGAUAAGCAGGUUGAGAGGGCGAUCAGGAUGUAUGAGCGUACUGCGGUCAUCUAUGAGACGUUACCAGAAGAUCACCCCGAUCGAUUAACAGCAACACAUCAGCUAGCAUUGGCAUCGAAUGCCAAUGGCCAAUCAGAGGAUGCGAUUAAGAUGUUUGAGCGUAUUAUACCCAUAUUGAGAGAAGUUUUGGGCAAGGAGCACGUCAACGUACUGACAACAGAGCACGCGCUGGCAACGACAUAUUAUGAAAUUGGCCAGUUUGAGGAAACGAUCAGCAUUUUGGAGCGCAUUAUAUCUAUUAUGAAGAAAAACUUGGCGGAAGACGAUCUUUUUUACCUUGAUUCACAACUAUGGUGUGCCGACACAUACUGUAAGACUAACCGAGCUAAAGAAGCCAUCAGGUUAUAUGAGCAUGUCAGAACUGUUCAAAAGAAGAUGUGGGCAGAGGACGACAAACAGUUACUCACCUUGGAGAAUAACUUAGCAGUCGCCUACCUGAAGAAUAGACAGCUUGAAGAAGGAAUUAACCUGCUUGAGCAUGUUGUCGCUAUUCAAAAAGCAACAUUGGCUAAAGAUGACAUCUCUAAACUACAACCAGAGCGAAACCUAGCAGAUGCAUAUAUUGAAUACGGCAAGAUUGAGGAUGCAAUUAAGAUACUCGAGCGCGUGAUUGCGAUAUUAUUAACUAUAGUUGAUGAAGAUGACAAGUUCCUGAUUGAUUCACGAGAACUACUCGCCAAGGCAUAUGAUGCGCGCUGAGGGUAUUCGUUUCUUUAAAUUACAACUCAGCUUGCAUAUAGUAUGAGCAACGAUAUUUACGCAGUACCAUAAUGAAACCACGUUCAUAGUAAUGCAUAACACUCCAUGAACAGCCAAG
Messenger RNA from Daldinia decipiens, 3548 nucleotides. RefSeq lists its product as uncharacterized. NCBI's taxonomy places the organism in Eukaryota, Fungi, Ascomycota, Sordariomycetes, Xylariales, Hypoxylaceae. The transcript has 6 exons. Gene Ontology annotation, molecular function: ADP binding; protein binding. The record is from RefSeq and is a predicted model, not a curated record. Bases 212 to 3430 code for a protein of 1072 amino acids.